UAUGAGCGUUUGCGUGCAAAUUUCUAGUGUAAAUAUGGCGUCUCAAGAAGAGGAUAACAAACUUGAGUGUAUAUCAAAUGUAAACAAAGACCAAGAAAGAUACUACUUAAAUGUAUAUAAGGUGAAAAAUUGAAAUUCUCGUGCUUCUAGUUAUAUUAGUUGAUUACAUCUCGCAUGUUCAUUGUGAAUCCAGUGUUAGUUCUAUUUUCUCAUGGCGGCCAUAUUCGGUGUCGGGUCACCUCAGAAAAUAUCGAGGAUAUUGGUUGUGAAAAUUUGAGCAAAAAUUGAAGUGAACCCGGGCCAGUUACCCCAUGGACCGUUUGCCAAAAGUGUGCUGGAACCCGAUCUCAGUUUGCAUUGGCGACAAUUUUUCUAGUUUUGGAGCUUGUUUGUUUUAAUUGCUUGCCCAAGAUGAGCUCUAAAUCCGAAGAUAUAUUUUGUUAUACGCCUUUCAAAAGAUAUGAAUUUAUUCUGAAUGAUAAAUCUGAACAGUUUGAACAUAAAGUCCAGUCACUGAUUGACGUCUGGAAAAGCAUAUCGGAGCUGAAUUUUUCUCAAUUUGACAUUAAAUACAUUAUUCAUAUAAUUGAUUGGGCUAAAUUACAUGCUCUGAAUAUCGUGUUAACGGGAGAAUGGAGAUCCACAAAAGAAAGUUUUCGAGAUAGUCUACUACAGUGCAUCGAAAAGGCCCAGCAGAGUUUAGCUAGCAUAAAUGACGCCUUCUCAACUCGUUGCCAAAAGUUAGCUGAUGUAGUUAAAAAACCCUGGGAAGAUCCUGUUUUAUAUAACCUAAUACAAGAACGAGAUGCAGAGAUCGGAUCAAAAGAAAUCGAAUUCUUCUGCGUCGAAACUGCUUAUUUGGUGUCUGUGCGAUUGAAAAAACUCUGUGAAAAUCAUUGCGAAGAUCUUGCCCUCAACUUGGUCACAAAUUUCUUGAAAUGUAAGAAGCAAGCGACAAUCCAGAAUUUCAGUUUAAAUGCCACCGAAACUCAACUAUGGUUCAUUUUUGAUAUUUACAUGGCACUGUUGUACAAGUUCCAAGAUAAAGAUAAAAUUUUUGAGCAGUUUCAAAACUUGCAGUUAGCGGAGGGUGUGCAGCUGAUCAAGAGGUUCUCCAAGAAACGUGUGAAAAUAUCCAAAAUUUGGCGCAACUGUCAUAAAAUUGCUAUUUUCGGAUCUAGAUAUUUUCUGUCAAAAGCACUAAUGAGCUACAAUACUGACUUAAGAGAAUUAUUGACAGAUUUAUUGAAAACAUAUCUAGCGCUCUCCAAUACAGAUGUUCUUUUGCAAGAAUUUGUGUUAUCUGUGAGGAAUCUGACCAAUUUGGCCGAUGCGGAAGGAUUGUGCGUUAUGUGUGAAAUCAUCCAUCGGGAAGCUGCUGAAAAAUUAAGACAUUUUGCCAUCGAAAUGUAUAUCCGAGCGUUAACAACCGAUAUGAACGAAUUGGAACGUCUGAAACAUGUGAAUGAAGAUGUCAAAAUGAAGUUAACUACCUCCCGAUUAGCCCAUACUUUCUCGAAUUUAACGGACCUUCUUGAUGAUCAUGUGAAAGUAGCACGAGAAUGUAUCUUGACAGCGUUCAGCUUAGAACCUACAAAGGAACGUCUGAAGCGAAUAGAAGAACUGGCGAAACGAAGUGGCUUUCCUGUUUUGGACACUGGUCAAGAAUGGCGAUGCAGGCUCCAUCCGCCGGUAUUACCAAGUGAUGACUUAGCCUGGGUAUGCCCUGAGUGUGGAGAGUGGAUGUCUAAGCCUGAAUUAACAGCCCCCCUUCAAAUGAACACUCCUCUGCAGGAGGCAUUGCAAGAGUCUAUCUUGGGCAUCUCAGAAGCCCUUUGUGAUGACCUAGUCGUCUGUUUGUCGAAUCCUCGGUAUCAAAUCUUAAGCUGGCUACUUUCGUGGGGUGACCUAUACCGGUUGUGCAUAUUGUAUUUGAACGACCCAGAGAAGACAAAAAAUUUCGUAACUGAAUUGAAAUUUGUGGAUGUUGAUUACUCCAUGUUUGAUCACAUUAAACGUGAACCAGUGGAUGAGUAUACUGGUAUUGAAAAGGGUUACGAGCAGUACUUGGACAUAGAUUUUGUUUCUGAUGAAGAGACUUCCUCUGUAAGCGAGGACUCCCUGUGCCAUGAAAGAUCUGCUGGCUUAGGUAGUGAUGGUACUGAAGAUUCUGGCUUACCGCUGCCGCAGCUGAAGUCUGACCCUAAUACCCUCAAAAGUCUCCGAAUGUUUAGACCAAGCCUGAAGAGAAAGAAAGACGAUAUGGAUCCACCAGUAAAAGACAAGAAAAUUAGCCUUACUAUGCGCAAUAAUUCGUUAGCUGUUAGUAGAUUUGAGUCCCACGAAGUGUCCGUUACAAAUAGGAUUUUGCCGUUCCAAUCGGCGAAAGAAAACCAGAACUUUCCGGACAGGAUUUAUUUGCCAAAAGCCGCUGAAGUACCUGAGGGCAACUGUAUUUCGACACCAGGAAACUUCAGCAAACACGAUAAUUCAAAUCAGCCAGGAAACUCAAUUUCUCAAUUGCAAUCUCCUGGUUGGAAUUCGGAAUUGGGAGCAAAUGGACACAUUACAGCUAGUACUUCAUCUCAACCAGUAAAUUCCGUCUUCAAUACGACUAAUUUAAGUAAUGUAACAUCCACAAGCUAUGUGUCGAACAUCAUAAGGAGCAGCUUAACCUACGGAGUGCCAAAAAUCACUGAUAAUACGCAGUCAUUAACGCCUUCAAGCACAUACACUACUCCUAGGCAAGGAGUUGUGCCUUUGAAUGCAGUGGCAAAAAAGAGCUCUUUGAAGCAAUCGAGUUCGUUUACAACUUCUUCCAAUGUGGGACAAAAGAGUAACAGAGCAAUGCAUAAAAAUCAGUCUGCUGUAGUUCAUUUUACAAAAAGUAAAGCCGAUGCUCUCCAACAAGCCUCGGAUCUGGAUGCGUUACUAAAGGAAGUGGUGCAAGAUAUAGAUGACGAAUUAAUUCCAAUAACAGAUACUGAGUCAAAAAACGGACUGGCUGCCACGUUGCCUCAACUUGGUGGGCAAGUGGCGAACAUUCAGAAGCAGUUAAUCCAAGUAUCUCACCAAAUAAUGCCCAUUCCAUGCCAGAGCCAAAUGAAAUCACUGCACGAAAUGUUCUCGCCCAGUGGUACCAGCGACGAUUGCAAAAUGAAGCUGAGAAACGUCAGCAACUCAGAGAAGAAACGGGCGUACAGUGGGGAAGUUUUAGAUUCGAUCAAGAAGAGAAAGGAGACCAAGAUACAGGACUCAACCACACUAGAGAUUGGAGAAGAUCCCUACAAAUUAAUGGAUCUCACAAUCAGAAUUCCAAGGCUAAAUCUGAAAAAACACAAGUGUCGUCCGAAAUCAGUUGGUCAAAUCAGCCAAAAGGCAAUAAAUCCAAUUUGGGGCGGCGACAUGGCACAGGACAUUCGCAAACAAGCCCCGAUUCGUUUGAAAGAACUGACCAUUCGGUUAAGACCCGAAGAUAUGAUUCAGCCACACACAAUCCAACUGACGAGUUCACAUUCAAUGCAGCCAGAGACACCGGUUUUAAUGGAAAAUUCCCCAUCAGUUCUAAGUCCUGUUGUGUCGACAGAGCGGCAGAUAUUAACGACAACGCAAUCCGUAGUACCAACAGUAACUUCCGAUCUUCGCGUUUUAUCUCCGAUAGAACAGCAACUAACACUGCCAACCUUUUCACCGACAGAGGUACAAGCAGAAAAUCCAAUUGGUCCGAUCGAAACCGAAUCGACAAUAUUCCCGAAUCAAAACGUUGCACAGAAAGAGUUUCCAAUAUUGCCAAUUACGAAUCCGGAACACAGACAUUGCAGGUUCAUUCAAUUAACAUCCGAUCAGGAAGCUUUGAUACUCCCUCGGGCCACAUUACAAGCAUUAACCAAAAGUUGUUCAGUGUCAACUCAGCAAAUCAGGAUGAAUAUAUGGCCUUCAAGUGUUAUGGAACACAAUCAGCUUCCUCAAAACUGUGUCCCGUUGAAAACGUUAUCAGUCACAAUCAAACUCCCUCUGCCAUUGCACUUGGACAAGAUAGUUUUUGUGCCACACGAAAAAAUCAAGGACGUUUUAUCGACAGCAACCUACUCACAGGGCGUGUUCCGAACGACGGUGAAGACAUCAGACUUUCAACAAAUUUGCCAACAGGGUACUGUUAUUCCCAUAACAUCUAUUCGGCGGACAUCCUGCCCUCAAAACAACCAAGAAAGUACAUUGGAUAUAUGCCCCGAUUCCUUUCAGAAUCAGAAAGCGGCAACGGUGGAUUGUGACGAAGAUGAAAUUGAUAAUAACAAUAAAAAGACUGAUCCUUUUACUGAUUUUACUGAAACUGUACCGAAUAGCCCCAAAGAGUUAGAGAAGACUGAUCAGGUUAAAAAUUUAAUAGACGUGAAAUACGGUAAUCUUGAAAUAGUCAAAAUGCGUUCAUUGGAAAUAGAACAAGUAACUGAUUGGGGGAAAUCGUAUUAUGAAAGUUCACAUGGCAGUACUACAUCAUCUAAAGAUGACACCAGUGAACACAGUUUUACAUCGAGUGAGGAAGUCAAUGAUCACAAUAUUAAAAAUAAUACAGUUAACGAGUCUGUAAGUGAAUUUGAUCAAGGUAGCACAAUAAAGCAAACAAUUGACUGUGAUAACAAAAGUGAAUCAGACUCGGAUAUUGAUAGUAGUCAUACAGAGGAAGAUAUUUGUGAUACUGAUUCAACUUUGGCCAGAAUAGAUGAGUGGCUUAAAGAAGCUUUAAAAUGGAAUACCAAAGAUAAACUAAACCAUAUGAAACAGAAAACUAAAUUUGAGACAAAAUAUUUUUGUGAAUCCGGUGCUAUAGCCAUGUCUAAUGAAAGUGCAAUAAAUUCCUGCGAAAGGACAACUGACCCAAACGAUCAAUCGUUAACAGAGACAACCAGUAAUAACGAUCGAAGCGAGCCAAAUAUGUGCAGCAGGCUUGCUGAAAUAAGAGAGAACAUUAUUAAAAGUUCGUUGACCAAACACGACACUAUUAAAGAGUCCGUUAAAAGUCUAGAGCAGUGUGAAAAAAGUGACCCUCAGAAUAAUCAAAAUGAUGUAGCUACAGAGACGUCCAUGCAACAUGCCUAUAAUCAUUUUUCAGAUAGUCCCUUAAAUUCAACUGAACGAAAGGCAUCUGAUGAAACCGUUGUACAAAAGGAACUACGUAUAUUAAUAGAACGUGAACAUUUUUUAGAUUCCGUUAAAUAUCAGCAAAACAUAGAAAGGGAGUCAAUCGAAAACACAAACGACAUUAUUUUUCCAAAAAACUCGAAAAUAACAUAUCCGAAAAGGCUAGAGUCUGAAAAGGAUUUUUUGUUUUCGGACGUUUUCAGCGAUUCCUCGGUUAACGUAGACAAAGAGAAUAUAAACAAAGUUGCACAGAAUAAUUGCCAGCCAAACAGUGAUGAGGUAGAUCAACGUCGCUGUAAAUCCGAUUUAGACUACCUUAAGUCAUGUCAGGAUGCCAAUCCGGUGCUAAAGAGGUAUUCUAAUAACCGAAAAAGAAAACAUGAUGAAGUUCCUUGCUUUAAAGUCGAUCAGGAAAAAGCACAAAACCAGUUGACUGUGGCACUAAAACGAUUACCUGAGGUUAUUGCAAGACCUAAUGUAAAAGUGCUCGUCUCAGACCCGUUUAAAAAUGAUGAAGAAUCUUCUGAUGACGAAGAUGACGAUGUAUUCAAGAGGGCAUCGCCCCUUGCAGACUGCAACAUUCGCAAUGAAAUAAAAAAGAAAUUAAAUAAAACGUAUAACAAAAAGCAUAACUCCAAUCGCAGGAAGAGAAUAAGGAAAUCUGAUCAAGAUGAUUUGGGUAAAAACUCUGGUGUGCACGUGAAUAUAUACGAAGAUAAAUUCUAUAGUUUAAUAGCAAAAGUGAGUCGUCCUUUAUGCCGAAGUGGAGCUAUGAACCUUAACAUUCCAGGAUUGAAAGAUUAUUCGGAAAUUUUACCAAGGAAUGUUAAUCACGUGGUAAAUGUUGUGCAACACACUAUUCCGCGGUCUUCAAGUGUUACAAAUCAAAACACACAGACUAGUACACAAGUAACGCCUCACAUUCAAAGAAUUGGACAACCCAAACUACCCGAUCGCAAGCCAGACCGUUACGAAAACGAAUCAGAUCAAGCUCCAGCAAGCUCGCCGGUGUCAAAAUCGCCAUUGACUACAAACGCUUCCACUUUGAUCAACAUAUUAAGUAACGCGAAACCUGGUCAGAUGAAAUCCGUAACAGCGAGCCAGACUCCUUUUGUAAACAUAUUAUCUCAACAAGUUCUAAACCCCGCAGUACAUCAAGCAGAACCAUCGAAUCCCACUGUUAUAAAAGUUGACUCUGACACUAAAAUAGACGUACAAGCUACGAAAAGUGUUAAUACAAAUUUAAGGAUUGUCACUACUACCACUCAGGCAGGAGGUGCUUCGACAGCAUCCAGCCCUGCUCAGGGCGGCACAAUAUUACAGUUCAUCUGUAAGAGUUCUUUGCCAAAAUUCCAACAAGCUUUUGGUAAAACCGUUUAUCAAGCGGGAACGGGAACAAUAUGUGAAGGAACUUCGGAUUCAUCUGCAUCGUCGCCUGGUGAAUCUUGCAGUCAAAGUCAAGUUGCAGCUACGUUGGAGACGAAGAAAAUCACCGCUAAAGCAGUGCCAGUUAAUGUUCAACCUUUAACAGGAAAUGUAAUUUUUAGAGGUCAAGUUCCGGUUGGUCAAACUGUAAGUUUGAUACCACCGGGCAGCAAUACAAGGCAACUUUUUAGAAUUACUGGUUCUACACAUGAGCAAAUUAACUUGGUGAAAGAAACGCUUAUUCAAAAUAAGAUGGGAGCUCUGCUACAUGCCAUUCAAACUAAGCCAAAAGUAACGGUAGAACAGAAUGGUGCUCAAACCGAAGAAUACACAAAAAUUACACUAUGUAAAGGCUCUACUGUCUCUUCGAAUACCACUAGAAUCGUCAAACCGAUUCAGUUGCAAAUUCCUGCUAAUGUUAUUAGAGCUCCUCAGCCAGCAAAUGUCAGUUCAACUACCUUAGAACAACUAAGAGAGUUUGAUAUGGUUUAUAAGCAAGUCAAAGAGAGAAGUACGAGCACCCCAGUACAGCCAGAAUCCACAUCUCAAACUAGACAAGAGGCUCCGCAGCAACAAAGAAUCAGCUUUGCUUAUGUGAACCAAGUUCAAAAAUAUACCCAACUUGCCCCUGUAGUGGUUGUAAGUACCUACAGCUCGAUGCAGCAAAGUGUUUCACCGGCAUUAAGUGUCUCCUCGCAAAGCGGUUCCAGUUCUUCAAUCACAACAGUAAACACCAUUGCAGUGCCUAAAGUCGCCGUAAAGCCUUCCAAGGGUAAAAGCAUUAGCAAGAGCUCUAUAGUAAAGACUUCUCCUACAACAGUGCCAGCCAUUUCUAAGCCGCAACAAAAACCUCAGGAAGAUGAACUAACAACUCAAAGAAUAUUUGAUAUCCUCGCGGGUUAUGCAGAGCAAUUGAGGAAUUCUCCAGAUUUAAAUAACAAACCGGCCCCGAGGCGACGAUCGAAUCCCCCGACUAAUCCCAGUUCAAACACUACUUCGUCCUCGUCUAGUAAGAAGAAAAAGAAAAAAAGCAGUAGUUCAACGACGAGUACGUUGGUGGAAACUGACAACGAAGAUUUAACUAUGGGAAGCGAGGAUAGCUCUGGUGGUAAUAUUGUGCAGCUUUCUAUGACUGAUGAGGAGCAAUCUCAAUCUGCGAGUGUUACGCCUACAGAAUCGAACCUGGAACCUGCAACAUCAAAUGCAUCCAAUCAUAGGCCCAUAAUUGUGACGACCGACGCAGCAAGCCAUCCUAGAAACGUUAUCAUAGCGGAUUCCAGCAUGGGUGAUACGUUAAAAAUGCAAAACACCACCCUUUUAAUGCCUGGCAAUUACAUAAUGCCUGUAUCUGUUGUCAAAAGUGGCCAGCCAAUAGCUGUAGUGUCCGGAGGUAGUAAGAUUCUGACGACGGUUCCCACUAGGUCUGGACAAAACAUGCUUCUCUUUCAGAACUUUGUUAAUCAGAGUAAGAAAGGCGCGAUUUCUACCAUUAAGUAUUCCACACUCCAGCCCUUUUCAGGGCUCUCGGCUUCUGCUAUUGGCACAGUAAAUCAAUCAGCUGUGGUUUUGCCGAGCAACUCCGUCGCCACUGUUGCAUUAGGGCAACCUAUAACUCUCAAGAAAAUUGAAGAUUGUGAUAAAGGAACCAACACGGAACUCCUUCUCACGAUAGCCCCACCCAGAGAAGCUGUAAAAGUUGAAAAGUGUCCAGAUAUUCCGCAGCCAGAUAGUAGUACCAGUUUGUCCUGCGAAACCAUCGAAGUGAAAGUAGAAGAUCAGACAUCGGCCGAUUUAUCUACAAAUGCCGUUUUAAAGAGUAUUAAUAGGAAUAGUUGCGUAGCCACUUCAGUUAUUGCUUCAGUGAUCAAAAAGGAAGAUGCGGAUUCCGAAACCGAGUCAGCAGACGCUACAAUUAUUAGAACAGUAGAUAGUUCCAAGCAACUUGAACGCAUCAGUUCAGUGUUGGUGAAUACCUCAGCCUCCAAUGGGCCUAUGCUGUCUCACACAAAUCACCGAUAUAGAAAAUCAAGUGAAGGAGUCGAAUGCACAACUGUAUCUUCCAAAGAAUUUAACCAGAAUUCAAUGAAGGUACCUCAGUCUGCUACCAAAAUACUGAAAAAUAACGCCGUUUACUAUGCGAUUCGCACGAAAAAAGCAAUAAACAAAAAGAUUGAUAGUGAAAUGCAAAAACAGGCGGCAAUGGAGAGAGAGCUGCGCUUGCAAAAGACAUUGUCAGAAGAAUGUGAAGACCUGGGCGUGGACGAACCGAGCACCAGUGACUUAUUUCCUGAAGCUGACUUACUAUUUGACUCAAAUCAUUCUCCAUCUUAUGAUCAGUCGGGGCAAAAAGUGCAAGGAACAGAAGCGAAAACUAAACACUCGAUGCAUCUGUUUAGCGAUGAUGAAAAUUCUGGACCUUUGCGUAAUGAUUUGUUUGAUUAUGUUGAGUACAAUCCGCCUGACCGAGGACUGAAUCAGGUAAAUGGAAAUAAUAUCUCGAUUGAAUCCACAUCGUCAUGCGAUGACUCCACUCUUUUGCCCAAUUGCGGAAACAUGGCGGAAGUUACUUUAAAUUCGCCCAUAUCUCCUGAAUACAGUGAGAAUAAUCAUAACAUCAUCAAGUACAAAUAUAAAUAUACUAAUCGGAAAAAAGGAGAAAAAAGUGCUAAAUUGCCGCAGGAAGUGUGGCCGGGGAUCACCGAAGUCACUAGUUCGGAAGAUACCAUAGAACUUGUAAAAGAAGAUGAAACUCCCAUAGCCAUUCAAGAGGAAACUGUCAUAAAUGAAGUAAUUAAUGAAGAUGAUACGUUAGUACUGGAGCAAGACGAUAAUUCUGAUGCCACUUUAACAAUUCGUUGUCCCGUUCACACAUUGAACGAUGACAACAGGAGUUCAAGAAAAAGUAUCAAGAAGUUAUGUUCUUGUUUUAAUGGCUCGAGAUCAACCAAUGUAACUAAUAAUAGAAAACGAUUGGCUUCCCCAAAGUCCUAUAUAACAAACAAGAAAAUAUUAUUGAGUAAAAAAAGAUAGUGCCAGAAAAACACACGGCGCUUUUUCUAUUAAUAUGCUAUACUGAAGGAUGUCGACAUAUUCGUUUUGUGUGUCUUUAAGAGGACCCAGAAGUUACUAACUAUAUCUGAGGACUAUAUAAAUCUUCAUUUACGCCACAAAAUAAUGACUUAAAAUAAAUUACUAUUUUGUUCAAUCGGAAUUGUACAAGUAGGUGUUGGUAUUUUUCCCUGUGACUACACGUACUCAAGAUGGGACGAAGAGAACUACAAUUGUGUGUGCGUGUGUGUGUGUGUACUUGAGUCAUUCCUUUUAAUUAGAAAAUGUAUUUUUAAAUUUUUAAAAAUACAGGGUAAACCGGGGCUUGGGACCCCCAAGGUUUUGUAUAUAUCCUGUAUCACAACAUAUUUUCAAGGAACGUAGAACUUGAUGUGUGUAAAAUAGAUUGUAGGUUACGGCUUUAACUAAUUAUAUUUGUACGACUCUUGUAAAUAUCAAAUUGCUCAUCGAUUCGCGGUCAUUUCGUAGCAACUGUUGCCCAUGAAAUAUGUAUGUGAUUAACAUAAAACUAAAUUAUAUAUUCUUAGAUUCUCUUGCUAUCAGCCAUGUAUUAGUUAAUUUCAGAUGCUUCAGACCAUUUUAUUUAUUUAGUUAGUUAGCAAAUGAUAUAUAAUUUGUCUUGAUAAUUUUCUUGUAUUGUAUUUAUUGUAUUGCCUUUUGAAAAAAUUCCAAUAAAAUUUGAGUUAAAGAUUGCACUCGAGGGCAAAUUUGAGAAUGUAAAAUUGUGUCCGGUCCAUCCAACCUACGAUUGCAAUCUUUAUAGAUGGAUGUCGCCAGUGCUACCUAUAUUCAAAUGGUGCAAUUGGGUGUAAAAAGAAAUAAGAAUGUUUGGCUAUUUUUUUAUCUGUUUUUUCUGCAAAUUUAGCAUUUUUAUUCUUAAUAAAAAAUAGAAAUUCAAGAAAUUAUAAAUAAAUCAAAUAUUUCAUUAAAAUUGUAUAAUAGCAUUUUUAUUAUUCUAUUAUUGAUUGUAUAAAAUCGGCAUCGCCCAUAUGAUAUGUGGUCGAAUAUUGCGCUGGUGGCUAUACUGAAUUCGUAGAUACCUACAUUUAGACUAUUGGUAUUGUAAUAAUCUUUCAUCUUCUUUGCCUUACAAAUUGUCGUGAUUACGAAAAAUAUUGUUAUUUGUUUUUUUAUUCAUUCUGACUGUUGUUUGGAUUCUUGCUAUCAGUUCUGAAGUUUACUAAGCGGGUCUCAUUGUAGAAUUGUGGCCAAGUGUGUCAAUAAAUCUGUUGGAAAAUUGUAUCGUAUCAAAUAGUUAAUAAAUAUAUGUCGUUUCCAAAAUUGCGUUCUUUGAAUAAAGAUUGCGUUUUGAAGAAGCGUCCUGCUCUAAAACCAUACUUGAUUGUCUUUAAAGUUGAGAACUAUCGAUGAGUAGCAGCGCUGGCGCUGCAUUGACUUACCUAGUAAAUUAAUGAAUGUACAUAGUUGGUUCUUUUAAGGGAUUGUUGCAUACGUGAUCAAAAUUGAUGUUCUUUAUCGCUAAAAAAAUAAUUGCUAUCACUUUGUGAAUAGAUUCUAAAGAGUAGAUAACAUACAACAUAACAGUGUGCAAUAGCCACUAGCCUAACUCAGUAUCAUCUCAACGUGAGCGUACAGCAUAAGGAACUAAAUUCGCUAUACUGUGCUGUUUACCGCUUUUAUUUCAUAUAAUUGUAAUAUGUGUGUAUGGAGUUGAACACUGAAUAUUUCCUUUUGUUAUUGUUUAGUUUAUAAUUUAUACUUUCAAGGGCAUGCAUGGAUAUUGCAUUCAUUUUAGCUGAGCAUAAAUGUGGGUAAAUGGAUGCACACUUUAAAAUUCUUGCCGGAAAAGUAAGUGCAGCAAAUUCGUAUAUGUAUAUUUUUGGUAUAUUAAUUUCAAGUGCUACCUUUCAUUUUAUGCUUCGGAUGCAUCGAGUUUUCUCCCUAAUUUAUUUUUUCUUUAAGGUUAAUAACUAUUACUCAGCUGCCCACAAUUGUAUAUUCUUUGGCUGUGUUCAAAUUUGUUUCAUUUACUUGCGUUCGUGUAUUUUUUAACCAAUCCCAAAUUGUAGUUUGAUAGGACGAACUGUGUAUGUUUUUUAUUACAGUAUUUUUUCGAAAUAAAUGUUCGUAUGAAAAAUGCAUCCAUGUACUUUCAUGUUGGUUGUGCCAAAUUCAUUUUGUUAAACAUUUGAGAUGUACGCUGUAUUAAUUUAAUUUUGAAUCAGUACUUUUAUUGGACCGUAUUAUGUACAUAACUGUAUUUAGCUGUUAGUAAACGAAUAUAAAUAAAAAUGCACAGUUUCAGAUUUAAA
This is a messenger RNA of Dendroctonus ponderosae (mountain pine beetle), 11906 nucleotides long. RefSeq lists its product as uncharacterized. The transcript has 10 exons. The record is from RefSeq and is a predicted model, not a curated record. NCBI's taxonomy places the organism in Eukaryota, Metazoa, Arthropoda, Insecta, Coleoptera, Curculionidae. The coding region runs from base 412 to 9594 and encodes 3060 amino acids.